AUGUAUGGAGAUGGAGAGAUAAAUUACAGCGACAACAGGUUCGCCAAGACUGGCUUGAGAGCGAAAAAGAGAGACUCGUCGACCAAAGGGUGCGGAGGUGCCCACCGGAGCUUGUGGCUCCAGCGAAGCCCACUCCCUGACAUAGACAGCCAAGAAGGUCUUCGUUUUCAAGUUCCUUUCAUGGUGAUGUACCGUCGUGAUCCAUCAAUGGAAGGAAAAGAUCCAGUUGGAGUCAUCGGGAAGGCACUGGCAGAAACACUGGUGUUUUACUACCCAUUAGCCGGAAGGAUCAGGGAAGGAAGUGAUCGUAAGCUCAUCGUGAAUUGCACGGCAGAAGGCGUCCUGUUCAUUGAAGCAGACGCAGAUGUCAGAAUUGAUCAGUUCGGUGAUGUUCUUCAUCCUCCAUUCCCCUGCUUCCAUGAGCUCCUUUACCAAGUUCCUGGUUCACAAGGAAUAACUAACUCUCCCCUCCUACUUAUACAGGUGACGAGGCUUAAGUGUGGAGGUUUUAUCUUGGCCAUCCGGCUGAACCAUGCCGUGACCGACGCACCUGGGCUUCUUCAAUUCUUGAAGGCAUUGUCUGUAAUAGCCAAGGGAUCUUCUCAGCCUUCCAUUAUACCAGUAUGGCACAGAGAGCUUUUGACUGCCAGAAACCCACCACGGGUCACCCGCAACCACCAUGAAUAUGACGACCCAUUGCCCUAUAUCAACCAGCUGCAUCCCAUCUUCAUGUCAGUGCCUCCACAAGACAUAGUUCAGCGUUCCUUCUUCGUUAGGCCUUCCCAAAUCGUCGCUCUCCGCCGCCAACUUCCGAACCAUCUGGCGCAAUCCCCCACUUUUGACGUCCUCGCAGCUUGCCUAUGGCGCUGCCGUACCAUAGCACUGCGGCCACCGCCGGAAGCAGAAGUUCUCCUGAUGUCAAUCGUGGGAGUACGUUCCUUGUUGAAGCCUCAGCUGCCAGUAGGUUACUACGGCAACGGCUUCGUGUAUCCGGCCGCUGUCAGCGCGGCCGGAAAGCUCAUGGACAACCAUUUUGGGUAUGCUCUAGGACUGAUCAGAAAGGAGAAAGCUGCAGUAGACGAGGAGCAUGUUCAGUCACUGUUAGACCUCACGGUGGCGAAGGGACGGCCCCACCAUACGACGGUGAGGUCGUUCAUGGUGAUGGAUAUGACACGUGCUGGGUUCGGAGAUGUGGAUGUAGGGUGGGGCAAAGCCGUUUAUGGUGGGCUAGCCUACGGUUUGUCCAGCAUUGUUCCAGAGAUAACAAGUAACUUUAUGCCAUCUAGGAACAGUAAGGGAGAGAGAUUCAUUGGGAUGCCAAUUAGCUUGCCUGCUCAAGCCAUGGAGGCGUUUGCAAGAGAGUUGAGUGAGAUGCUUAGUGGUGAAGAAGAUCCUUCAAUAAGUGCUUCCAGAAUGAAGUCUUCCAUCUAG
This is a messenger RNA of Neltuma alba, 1431 nucleotides long. Its product is annotated as benzyl alcohol O-benzoyltransferase-like. NCBI's taxonomy places the organism in Eukaryota, Viridiplantae, Streptophyta, Magnoliopsida, Fabales, Fabaceae. The transcript is spliced from 3 exons. Bases 1 to 1431 code for a protein of 476 amino acids. The record is from RefSeq and is a predicted model, not a curated record.